Rhineura floridana is the source of this 6333-nucleotide messenger RNA. It is a transcript of the gene SLC39A10, whose product is annotated as solute carrier family 39 member 10. The transcript is spliced from 10 exons. Lineage: Eukaryota; Metazoa; Chordata; Lepidosauria; Squamata; Rhineuridae. Gene Ontology annotation, cellular component: membrane. The record is from RefSeq and is a predicted model, not a curated record. Gene Ontology annotation, molecular function: zinc ion transmembrane transporter activity. Gene Ontology annotation, biological process: positive regulation of B cell receptor signaling pathway; intracellular zinc ion homeostasis; zinc ion import across plasma membrane. The coding region runs from base 348 to 2939 and encodes 863 amino acids.
AGUAUUUUGCUGCCACUACGCCGCAGCUACCAGCUUCCAGUCCACCAAACCCAGCAAGAACGAAGAAAGCUUUUUUCCUCUCUCAUUUUCUGCCCGGGAAGCAGCUCGCCCAACUGCGCAUGCUCCCAACUUGAACGCAGAGCGCCGCCGCUACUGCCACCACUACGCCGUUUGCGUAGCUGCUGCUGCGCCGCAUUGGCCCUGCAAGGGCGUUUGGGUGGUAAGAUUGCGUAGCCCUUGCGGGCGCGGAGUGCCGUAGCUGCGCUUGAAGAAAAGGUCGGCACCCGGCGUAAGCGGCUUUGGUGAAUGGCGUAGCAGAGGAGGCCGUGGCAGUAGUAAAAACAGAAAUGAAGGUACAUAUGCACACACAAUUUUGCCUCAUUUGUUUGCUAACAUUUGUGUUUCAUCAAUGUCACCAUUGUCAUGAAGAUGGACACCACAGUGCUGAAAAGGGCUGUAGUCACAACCACAAUGACUAUCAGAUCACGCAGAUGCCGCAUCUCCAGAACAGCAGGACAGAACCUGAAGCAAGUAAGAAAGCUGAAGCUGUACAGAAAUACUACAUUGAAAAACUCUUUGAACGGUACGGUGAAAAUGGAAAACUCUCAUUUUUUGGUCUGGAGAAAUUGCUGACAAGCCUUGGCCUUGAAGAAGUAAAAGUAGUGGAAAUAAAUCAUGAGGACAUUGGCCAUGAUCAUGUUUCUCACUUAGAUGCAAUAGAAAUGCAAGAAGGAAAGCAUUCCCAUCCCCACAACCAUCCUCAUUCCCACAGCCACUCAGGUUCAGAAAACCAGACUGUGAAUGAAGGGUCUACAAAAAGAAGCCAGAAGUGUGACCAGGAAAAAGAAAUAACAGAGACAUCUUUAAAAUCUGAUGGCAAACAUGCUCAUGAACAUAAUAACCACGGGCACCACCAGCCGCAUCACCACCGUCACCCGCACCGCCACCUUGACCAAAACGGUACUCACCAUUCCCAGAAUGAUUCUGUUAGUGCCAGUGACCAUGGGGAGCCAAGUCAUGAGCCUUCAACAGAAACCAACACGACUCAAGAGCAGCCUGAAAGGAAGCCACACAAACACAACAAGAAGAGGCGGAAAGACAAAAAAAAGAGCAGCGAGGGUUCUAUUGAGACGGCACAAGGUUUUCCUCCCAAUCAUGAAUCCAAUGAGCAGUAUGAACAGAAUCAUGUUCGCAAACAUGGCCACAUGCACAUCACAUCGCCUUUGCAUGUGCAGUUUCACGAACACGAUAAUGACCAUUCAACUACUCAUGGACAUCAGGAUCCAAAUCCUGCUAGUGGAGAUGGGCAUCGCCAUGCCAGCAAGCGUGAAAUGCCUCACACACAGAUGAGGAAGCGUGCCAUUCGUUCGGCACAUAGUCACAAGCGCCAUAAUGAAGAUGAGCAUCGUCAUGAAGAGUGUUUAAAUGUCACACAGCUGCUAAGGCACUAUGGUCUCCACACCAAUUCUCAGAUUUCUCACAGCUUGUUUACAUGCCUGUGUCCUGCAUUGCUGUAUCAGAUUGACAAGAGACUUUGUAUUGAACAUUAUGAAGAUUUGUUGAUUGAAGACUUGAACAAAGGGAAGAAUGCAUCACUUGGGAACAUGGAGAAAACAGGUGCAUCGGCCUGGAUUUGUGGCAUCAUUUCUAUCACGGUCAUUAGCCUGCUGUCCUUGCUAGGUGUGAUCUUGAUUCCUAUUAUUAACCAAGGGUGCUUCAAAUUUCUCCUCACCUUCCUGGUUGCUCUUGCUGUAGGAACAAUGAGUGGAGAUGCGCUACUUCAUCUGUUGCCACAUUCGCAAGGGGCACACAACCACAGUCAUCACAAUGGCCACGGUCAUCAGCAUGAGCACCAGCAUCUCCAUGGCCAUUCCCACGAGCAUGGAGAAAUGGUUCAAAGCUUCCUAGACGAGUAUGAUGCUGUGCUGAAAGGACUGGUGGCACUUGGUGGGAUUUACCUUCUGUUCAUUAUUGAACACUGCAUAAGAAUGUUCAAGCACUACAACAAACAAAGGACUAAACAGAAAUGGUGUAAGAAAAAACAGAAGGUCGAUGAAUCGCCGGUUGGGAGGAAACUUUCUGAUCACAAGCUAAACAGGCCCGAUGCUGACUGGCUUCAGCUCAAGCCUCUAGCAGGAGCAGAUGAUUCUGUUUUAUCUGACGAUCGACUCAAUGAAACCGAACUAACUGACCUAGACGGCCAGCUUGACUCCCUGCCGAAGACCUUCCUCUCCAUAGAGGAGGAAAACAGUAUGCUCCACUCUCAUAAUGACGUCUCCCGUGUUGUCCAAGACAGCGAUCUCCCCGAUGUGGAGCAUGAAAGCAACCAUCGAGAGGAUACGACUGCAGUAAGGAAGCACAACCAUCUUUGGUCACACAAACACUCUCAUCAUUCUCAUGGACACUGCCAUUCUGGCAAAGACCUGAAAGACACCGGAAUAGCAAACAUAGCCUGGAUGGUAAUAAUGGGAGAUGGUAUUCACAAUUUUAGCGAUGGUUUGGCUAUUGGAGCAGCUUUCAGUGCUGGUUUGACUGGAGGAAUUAGUACAUCCAUAGCAGUAUUUUGUCAUGAGCUUCCCCAUGAAUUGGGUGAUUUUGCUGUGCUUCUGAAAGCAGGCAUGACUGUGAAACAGGCCAUUGUUUACAACCUCCUUUCAGCCAUGAUGGCUUAUGUAGGGAUGCUCAUAGGAACAGCUGUGGGACAAUAUGCCAAUAACAUCACCCUCUGGAUCUUUGCCGUCACCGCCGGCAUGUUCCUCUAUGUAGCCCUGGUGGAUAUGCUUCCAGAAAUGCUUCAUGGGGAUGGAGAUAAUGAAGAGCAUGGCUACUGUCCAGUGGGGCAGUUCAUCCUACAGAAUUUAGGGCUUCUCAUGGGAUUUGCCAUUAUGUUGGUGAUUGCCCUUUAUGAAGAUAAAAUAGUGUUGGACAUCAAAUUUUGACCAUUUCCAGUACUCGACUGUGAUUACGACAAUGUUACUGUAUGGCUUUCAGUCUGCACUGUUGUACUGUAUGCACAUUUGUUCCGAGGCAAAGCAGAGGUGUGCGCUGCUUCACAAGUAACAGUAUUCUGAUGUGUGCAUAAACAAGCUCCUGCUUUUUAGCGCAAACAAACAAAAAGCCUGAUUGAAUGCUGUUCAGCUUCCCAAAGGUAAGAUCUAGAUUUUUAAUCAGGCAGUAUUGGAAACAGGAAACACAAACAGAAUGCCUAGGAUGCUGUUAGCAAAUGCAUUGUUUUCCACUUUGCCAUUGCAGUGUGCAGCAGAAGUCAGAUCCCUUGCUGACAAAGCCUUUCAUGUUAUACUUGAGCAAAUGGUGAAAUGCACCCCUUUGCAGAAAGCCAGUGCAAGAGCUACAUGUCAUUGCUAUCCUCUAUGGCUAGUCCAUGGGCCUUCUCACAUUGCGUUCUCUCUGUCUCUCUCUGGCAAUGCUUGACUGGAGAGCAUUUGGGGUGGGGUGAUUUUUUUUCUCUUUACAUUUUAAAAAACUGUUUCCAGCAUGCUAUUCAUGGAUUGCUUUAGGGCGGUAUGAGCAGCUUACUGGUCCAUGACCCUUGCGUUUGCUCUAGGCCUUGUUUCCCAGCAACAUUAGCUGUCUUGCACUGUGCUGAAGGUUCAGUUACGAAAACUAUGUAUUCUUGAGUCAGGCACUUGACUUCUGUUUGCUCAGUCCUUGCCAAUCAGCUAAUCCGUACAGGGUCUCAAGCAGGCAUUCUUGCCUACAGCAUCUGUCAUACCUUCCCUCAGCCCAGCAAUGUUGCAUUUUCAAGCUUCGUUAGGAGAGAGGAAUGCAGAUCCACAAGCUUUUUCCUCUCUAUUGUUGGUCAUGCCAUGUGGUACUUUUGUCCUUUUGAAGCCCAAGGAAACAGACCUCAAAUUUCUGGAUUGGGCACUAGAGGGCUAGGUUCCAUGAUGGGAGUGGGUUAACAAGUAUUAGGUAUUUGAUGUUAGCUCAUUGAUAUUUGUUAGCAAAAUGCUGAAUGGUUAAUGCUACUUGUGGACUCUUUCUGGUCCUUUUGCUGCAGCAAUUACAUAAUGUGUAGCAGUGCUACUUGAAACCUGAACUACUGAGCUGAUUUCUGCUUUGAGUUUCUCUCAUUCUUCCACUAAUGAUGCUCCUGCAUUGAAUUUCUUCGGUUGUGACAGCCAAGUUCUUUCUCAUGUUUUAACCUUUUUUUAAAAAAAAAGGCUGAGAAGAGCUGAUCCAAGGAUCAUAACAAUGGCUCUUUGAGAUGGUCCUGGUGACUGUUUACAUAAUUCCCAAGAACAGUUUUGAAUGUAUGACUUUAAUGCCUUACCACCUGAGCUCAGGAGCACCUGCCAUUACUGGAUGUUGGGCAUCUGCUAGAUAAGCGCCCACUUUCGGAGUACACGGUGCAGGCAUUGUUUUCAUUUUUGUUACAUUUUUAGGCAUCUUAGGGGCCUCUUUCUACACUGCUUCUGCAAUUUGGCUCUUUUUGUAACCUGGGAGCCCCAAAGUCACACCAGGAGAAGCAAUCGAGUGACUUCCCAUUUCAGGCUUGCCACCUCCUGGGGAGCUGGAACAACACAGUUGUGCUUCUUCCACAUGCAUGGGGAGAAGCCACUCUGCUGAGGUAACAUAAGAAGAUGCCCUUAGACCAGCCUUUCCCAACCAGUGUGCCUCCAGAUGUUGCUGGACUGCAAUCCCCAUCUUUCCUGACCAUUGGCAAUGCUGGCUGAGGCUGAUGGGAGUUGUGGUCCAACAACAUCUGGAGGCACACUGGUUGGGAAAGGCUGCCUUAGACUAUAGGAAAGCAGUGGUGUUCAGGCUCAGCCAAAAGCCUUAACCUGCAGAAAUCAGCUUUAAUAUUUGAUUGUUUAGUGCCAAGCAACUUGUAUUGCCAGGUACAGAUUGGUCCGUCUCCUCUGUGCUCUGAUAUUGAGUUUGUGAGAAGUGCAAGCCCUCUUCCAGUAUGAUGCAACAAUAAUACAGUCAAACAGCCCUAAUUAAGCCUGGCAGUUUCCAGCAUGCCGGUCUGUCUGUGUUCAUCUUUCUCUCUAUAUGAGUUGGGUAAAUAUAACUUAGUGUUUGGAGAGGUUUGUGGGGUUUUUUGGCUCCUGCCAGAAUAGAGAAGCUUGGUUGUAAAAUUUAACAAGCCCUUCAUUCCAAGUUAAAAUGCACCUUUCUUUCUGACCCUUCCAUGCAAUUUCUCUAGUCAUUCCUUUUUAUCUAUUUUGUCCUUUUGAAGCCCAAGGAAUAGAUAAUCUACCAUUAUCUAUUUUACAUUAUCUACCUUUCCUGAGUGGUUUUUUUGGUAAGAUAUCAAGAGUCAAGUGUUGACCAAACCAAGGCUUAGCUCCUGGAGUCUUAGCACAGAGAAUUCAUUGGGACUCUUGCAACUGCCAGGGCUGCAGGACUGGAUCCGAGUUACGUGGCCUUGCCUUCCUUCCUGAAGAGUUCUGGUUGCAAGUCAGAGAGCGUGAGGCUGAACUCCCAUUGUAAUCGGUGGGACCUGCUCUCUCUGGUUCAGAACUCUGACUUCAUUUUAAUUAAAUCUGCCAAAUAGAAAUAAGGGUCAUGGCAUUGCUGAAGAUUUUAGUCAGGAAAGGGGGUGGGGAGCAACCUGGUUUUUAAGGUUUAUUUUUGUAAUUAUGAAUAAAGCUUUCUCUACUUCAGGUAGUACCUUUUGUUGAUUUUGCUGGCAUGUGCUAUAGUGUAAUGUUGCCUAUCUAGGGAAACAAAAAAAGUAAGUGCUCUGUAAUAGAUUUUUUUAAAAAAAAAUUAAAACGCACAGUCCCAGGUCAUGUGGAGAAGUGAUAGGAUUUGUACUUUCCUUCAGAAUGCAAUGAUCCCUCAUUUGCUUAUGUGUGUGUAUUACACCUUGUGAAGAGAAAUACAGCAGCCAUGGCUUCUCCUGUUUCCUCGAGUAUUGAAUUCCCAGAACAUUUUGAAAUGCAAAUGGUUUAAAGUUCGGGACAAUCGGGAUUCCGCUACAUUUCUACUUGGCUUCAUCAUUCCGUUCCUGCUGGACACCAGUCUUUUAAUUGUGUACUUGUUGGAGGACAUAAAUGUUACAUGUCUCUUACAAUGCUGUCACUGUGUGACAUCCCCAUGUCGAUCACGCUGCACUUAAUCAGCUGUGAUUAUUAUUGCUUAGAAAAUGCUAUAGUAUCCUAGGAUGCAGUGUGACUUCUUUUCCUUAUGGUUGAAACAAUGUGAUUAUGGUCCUGAAAGAUAUUUGAGAUAUCAACUACUUUGGGGGGGGGGGUUGUUAUAACAAAAUCCUUUUUUUUAAAUAUAAAGCUGGAAAUGAUGAAAAGCUGUUUUUGUUUAUUGUCAACAGUGUUGUGUUCAUUUUAUGUAUGUUCCUUAUUC